CUCCACCUCCUGUUCUCCUGGCCAAAUUCCCCGCACAUUCAGCUUGGUGCAGAGGCACUGCCGGGUAGCCAGUUCCGCAGCAGGGAUCAAGGCUCGCAGCAGGAGGCUGAGAGGCGAUGAUGGAGAUCGUGCAAGGAUCCAUGGAGAGACUCCAGCUGCUGCCCUUGGGGGCUGGGGUCAUCACUCUGUUGUUGACAGUUGUGGUUUUAUGCUCCCUGCCCGCCCUGAUGACUUACUUGAGGCAAUGGUGGAUGAUGAAGUCAGUCCCAGGUGUCAGCCCCUGCUAUCCUGUCGUGGGAAAUGCUCUGCUCUUCGAGCAGGAUGGAGAAGGCUUUUUUAAUCAACUAAAAUUUUAUUCUGAAGAGUUCAGGCAUUUGCCGUUGUUCAAACUUUGGAUAGGACCAGUGCCUGUCAUGGUUUUGUAUCAUCCUGACAGUGUGGAGGCUAUUCUGAAUAGUUCAAAACACAUAGAAAAAUCAUACCUAUACAAGUUCCUGCAUCCAUGGCUGGGCACUGGACUUCUGACGAGCACUGGAGACAAGUGGCGGUCGCGGAGGAAGAUGAUAACUCCUACUUUCCACUUUGCAAUAUUGAAUGAUUUUCUAGAGGUUAUGAAUGAACAAGGGAGUAUUUUGGUUAAGAAACUUGAAAAGCAUGUUGACAAGGAACCAUUUGAUGUCUUUCUGGACAUCACUCUGUGUGCCCUUGAUAUCAUCUGUGAAACAGCAAUGGGCAAGAAUGUGGGUGCGCAGAAGAAUAAGAAUUCUGACUAUGUUUCUGCUAUAUACAGGAUGAGCGAUCUAAUCCAACAGAGACAGAUUAGCCCUUGGCUUUGGCCUGAUUUUUUAUACACGCUAUUCAAGGAAGGAAGAGAGCACAAGAAGAACCUCAACAUCCUUCACAAUUUUACAGAUAAGGUCAUUGCAGAAAAAGCUGCAGAACUUGAAAACACCAAGCAAAAGAAACAUGGUAAUGAUGGCAACAGUGAAGAAAGUGUAUCCAAAAAGAGAAAAGCAUUCCUAGACAUGCUGCUGAGUGCAACAGAUGAUGAAGGGAACAAAUUGAGCUACAGGGACAUUCGUGAGGAAGUGGAUACUUUCAUGUUUGAGGGCCAUGAUACAACAGCAGCUGCUAUGAACUGGGUCCUGUACUUGCUUGGGCAUAAUCCUGAAGUUCAGAAGAAGGUUCACAAAGAAUUGGACGAGGUGUUUGACAACACUGACCGUCCUGUUACAACAGACGAUUUGAAACAGCUUCGAUACCUUGAGUGUGUUGUGAAAGAAGCCCUUCGGCUCUUCCCAUCAGUUCCCAUGUUUGCCCGUACCUUGAGAGAGGACUGCUGUAUUAGUGGAUAUCAGAUACCAAAAGGCGCAAAUGUUCUUGUUUUGACUUAUGCCCUGCACAGAGACCCAGAGAUCUUCCCAGACCCAGAGGAGUUCAGGCCUGAACGAUUCUUCUCUGAAAAUGCUAAGGGAAGGCAUCCAUAUGCUUACGUGCCCUUCUCAGCUGGUCCCAGGAACUGCAUUGGCCAGCGCUUUGCGCAAAUGGAGGAGAAAACUAUUCUAGCCCUCAUCCUGCGGCGCUUUUGGGUGGAGUCAUGUCAAAAACUGGAAGAGCUUCAUAUAUCUGGAGAAUUGAUUCUUCGUCCAAAUAAUGGCAUCUGGAUUAAGCUGAAGAGGAGACCAAAUGCUGGAUCAGAAUGAAAACCAUCUCAAGGGUUUACUUCCAAAAAUUUUCAAGCUAUUUAGGCGGAAAUAUGUUUUAAAAUCAGAUAUUUUUAUGUCAGUCCAGCAGUUUGUUAAAACCAGUUGUUCCUAUUUCAUGAAAGGUGUUGUAAUAGUCCUAAAUUGCUCUACUUUUCUAAUUUUUGUGAACUUCAUGGUAUUAACUUUUAGUGCCUUAUCUGCUCAGAUGAAACUAUUCUAUUGUAACAGAGCCACAAAACCUUAAAUUAUGGUAGUAACAACAGCAAUGCCUGUGAUGAAGUGAUCUUGUUACAUGGCAUAGAAUUUACCAGGUAACUGAUAGUCUCAAAUAUUUGUAUAGUUUUCAGGUUUCUUUGGUUCGGAAAAGCACAAGUGAUAAUUCUUCCUCUCAGGCAGUAUUUUUCCUUUUUUGAUAAUGACUCUAUCUGUGAAAAUGAAACAAAAUUCUCUGAUAAUUUUACUCCUCCUCUGUAAACAUUUACAGUAGUUCUUACAUAGUGAUUUCUCUGAAUUAUUUUCUAGCAAAGUAUACCAUAAACAUGAAUCUGUAUAAUCAUACCAGGAUGUAGAUAGUGUACAAAUUACACGCUGGAUGUCACAAUGACAGAACCACUGUAUUAUUACAAACUUUGCAAAUAAACUUCUAUUAUGCCUCAA
This is a messenger RNA of Empidonax traillii (willow flycatcher), 2363 nucleotides long. RefSeq names its product cytochrome P450 4V2. The transcript has 11 exons. The coding region runs from base 117 to 1703 and encodes 528 amino acids. The record is from RefSeq and is a predicted model, not a curated record. Gene Ontology annotation, molecular function: monooxygenase activity; heme binding; oxidoreductase activity, acting on paired donors, with incorporation or reduction of molecular oxygen. Lineage: Eukaryota; Metazoa; Chordata; Aves; Passeriformes; Tyrannidae.